AUGCAGGCGGAGGGGAGCUGUCACGGACAGGGGCAGGCGACGGGGAGUUGUCGCGGAUGGAUUCGGACGCCGGGGAACAACGCGGACGAACUUCGGACGCCGGGGAAACGCUGGUCGGCGGUUGGGUUUCGGGAGAACUAUAUCAAUUAUAGGCCAAGUUCAGCUGGGAAAGAUGACAACGGAAUGAAAAGGAUGAGCUUGCUUGCCCGUGCUGCAGAGUCUAUUGGGGAUGGUGAUAUUAUCAACGUCCAGAUUAGAAGAUAUCGACAGUGGCAACUCUCUCAAAUUGGCUCUCUUGCAUCUUCUAUAGUUCCCGCGGCUCUAUUACGUGGGCAACGGGGAAUACUUGAACAGAUGGGGAAAAGGUUAGCGCAGAUAGCCAAGCAAGAAGGACUUGAAGUUAAUGAGAUUGCACUUGAGGAAUUGGCAGAGAGAGUUAAUGGAGACAUGCGUAUGGCCUUGAACCAACUGCAGUAUAUGAGUCUCUCCAUGUCUGUCAUCAAAUUCGAUGACAUUAAACGCCGCCUUCAAAUCAGUUCAAAGGAUGAAGAUAUAUCACCCUUUACAGCUGUUGAUAAGCUGUUUAAUUUCAAUGCUGGAAAGCUGCGAAUGGAUGAGAGAAUUGACCUUAGCAUGAGUGAUCCCGAUCUUGUCCCACUAAUUAUUCAGGAGAACUAUAUCAAUUAUAGGCCAAGUUCAGCUGGGAAAGAUGACAACGGAAUGAAAAGGAUGAGCUUGCUUGCCCGUGCUGCAGAGUCUAUUGGGGAUGGUGAUAUUAUCAACGUCCAGAUUAGAAGAUAUCGACAGUGGCAACUCUCUCAAAUUGGCUCUCUUGCAUCUUCUAUAGUUCCCGCGGCUCUAUUACGUGGGCAACGGGAAAUACUUGAACAGGGAGAAAACAAUUACAAUAGAUUUGGUGGGUGGCUGGGAAAGAACUCUACAUUGGGAAAGAAUUACAGACUUCUGGAGGAUCUGCACGUUCAUCUUCUUGCAUCUCAUGAAUCCAAUUUGGGAAGGACAACAUUGCGACUUGAUUAUCUUACUCUUAUGACGACGCAGUUGACCAAUCCCUUAAGGGUGCUACCUAAGGAUGAAGCUGUUGAAAAGGUUGUUGAGUUUAUGGAUUUUUACUCCAUUAGCAUGGAGGACUUUGAUACAAUUGUUGAGAUAUCAAAGUUUAAGGGGCACCCGAAUCCAUUGGAUGGCAUACAGCCUGCAGUAAAAGCUGCAUUGACAAGAGCAUACAAUAAAGGCAGCUCAUCACGUGUGAUUCGGACUGCAGAUCUCAUCAAACUUCCUGGAAUGAAAAAGGCUCCUAAAAAGAGGGUUGCAGCAAUGCUCGAACCCGUAACUGAUCCUUCUGCGGAAGAAAAUGGUGAAGAAUUUGCUGUAAAUGAAGAAGAAAACCUGUCUGACACGGAAGAACUGGAAGACUCAGCAGACGCAGAGAAGAAGCUGCAAACAGAUCUAGAGAGUCUUAAUUCAAAGGGCAUCCAAGUCCAAAUGGACUUGAAGGGUUCAGGAAGCUCAAGUGCCAAAAGAGCACCUGCGGGCAGAGGAAAGGGGAGUUCUCAAGCGACUGAAAAGAAAGGGGGUCGUGGUUCUGGAUCCGCAACAAGGAAGAAGAAAUGA
Fraxinus pennsylvanica is the source of this 1632-nucleotide messenger RNA. The record is from the annotation of a GenBank genome assembly. NCBI's taxonomy places the organism in Eukaryota, Viridiplantae, Streptophyta, Magnoliopsida, Lamiales, Oleaceae.